AUGUAUACGUCAAGGAACAGGAUCCAGAAAGACAAGGGUGCUGAACCCACUGAGUUUGAAGAGUCGGUUGCACAAGCAAUCUUUGAUUUGGACAAUGCAGGCACUGAUCUGAAAAGUGAAUUGAAGGAUCUCUAUAUUAAUUCUGCUGUUCAAGUUGAUGUGGCUGGGAACCGGAAGGCUGUUGUUGUUCAUAUACCAUAUAGACUGAGGAAGGCUUAUCGCAAGAUCCAUGUUAGGCUCGUGAGGGAGCUAGAGAAGAAAUUCAGUGGAAAGGAUGUGAUCCUGAUUGCCACACGGAGGAUAGUGAGGCCUCCAAAGAAAGGCUCUGCUGUUCAAAGACCCCGCACUCGUACCCUAACUGCCGUGCACGAGGCAAUGUUGGAGGACGUUGUUUUGCCUGCUGAGAUUGUUGGGAAGCGCACCAGAUAUCGACUUGACGGAUCCAAGAUAAUGAAGGUGUUCUUGGACCCCAAGGAACGAAACAACACCGAAUACAAGCUGGAGAGCUUUUCUGCAGUUUACAGGAAGCUUUCAGGAAAAGAUGUUGUGUUUGAGUAUCCAAUAACUGAUGCUUAG
Molecule: messenger RNA, 576 nt
Organism: Prunus armeniaca (apricot)
Lineage: Eukaryota; Viridiplantae; Streptophyta; Magnoliopsida; Rosales; Rosaceae
Source: the annotation of a GenBank genome assembly